Molecule: messenger RNA, 4977 nt
Organism: Pecten maximus
Lineage: Eukaryota; Metazoa; Mollusca; Bivalvia; Pectinida; Pectinidae
Product: dual 3',5'-cyclic-AMP and -GMP phosphodiesterase 11A-like
Exons: 20
Coding region: 688-3417 (909 amino acids)
Biological process (GO): signal transduction
Molecular function (GO): 3',5'-cyclic-nucleotide phosphodiesterase activity; protein binding
Source: RefSeq, a predicted model, not a curated record
CUGACACACUACGCUCUGAUCAUACCCAGCCGCUCGUACUAGCCGUACGUACGACACACGGUAAGUCGUAAAUGGGAUUAACGUACAGUGUGGAGACAGUAUCGCUACUCCUAAAGGACAGCGGAUUUACAAUAAUUUAGUAUGAUUAUGACGAUAUGACAACGUCGAUAGCAAAUAUAACUACUAUUGCUACGCGGAGUUUUGUGUUGUGAUUGAAUGCAUAUGUAAGAUUUUUUACUUUGCCGAAAAAAAACCUUAUUUGAUAGAUCAGUUUAUUAUCUUUUAUUGGAAGUAUUUAUCAACGGGAGGAUUUUGUUCGGCAAUGACGGAUUAGUAAUAGAAGGCCUCUUGAUAUGUGAUAUCAACAUUAAACAGGUGUAUAUAAUCACGUGACGUGCACUGGUUUGGUAUCUGCUGACAUGUGACUGCACUCUUAAAAGGACCAAUGACCAAGGAUAUGUUUCAUGGAGUCUACCUAGUAAAGUUUUGGGGAUUAAAAGCAAACACAAACUUGAAGGAGCAGAAGCAGUAAUCAUUGGUGCUGUAUUCCUCUUUAAAUCCGAUAUAAACUUCAAAAUAUGUAGUUAACCUUGUGAGAGCGCAAUCAAAUAAUAACUAACAAACGAUGAUGACAGAAAUCAACUUAACUGAUUUUUUGCCUUGAUUUUGGCGAAAUAGUUUACUAAGAUGUCUGGAUUGACCACGGGUGCAGUGGAAGAAUGGAUGGAUUCGCAUAAGGAAUCCAUGCAGGAAUUAUUUUUGAAGAAAGCUGACACUGUUCUCAUUAACAAGUGGCUUUUGUUACAUGGGUAUAGUGCGGUGUGUGAUAAUGCCCCUCAUCCUUCCAAACGAGGUUCGUUGACAGGAGGAAACAGCAACCCCUCCUCUCCACGUGACCUUCGGUGUGAUGACGGAUUCUUUGAGCAUGUACACCAGAGAUCCAAUUCUAAAAAAUAUCUUCGCCAGGACUUUGCGAAAUCAAAAAAGAAGAAUAUAUUUAGGACAUACGAGCCUACUUCUUCUCCUGAACUUACGACCGAGGGUCGACGCAGCAGUCUGAAAGACAUGCGGAUGUUUCGAUCAUUGCCGCCGAAUUCGGUGAACAUCCUGAGUCUGUUAAUCCAAUCAAAGGUUCGACUUCCACGCUACCCUAGUAAAGAUAUCGAUAUGAAGAGGGAUUUGCGACAAAUCAACGAACGUGAUUUCUUCUUGGAAAUCGUGAAAGAUAUUUCAAACGACCUUGACCUAAGGAGUCUUACCAACAAAAUAAAAUCCAACAUAAGCGUGCUAGUGGAUGGUGAUGCAGGAUCUGUAUUUGUUGUGGAGGGCAAAGGGUCAAGUCGGCCCGUCCUUGUGUCUAAGUUAUUCGAUAUUCAUUCUGGCACCUCCAUUUUACCAUCAACUUCCGGUGAGAGCAGCAUCAAGGUCGCGUGGGGAAAAGGGAUAAUAGGUCACGUGGCUGCAAUAGGAGAUACUGUGAAUAUCUUAGACGCCAACAUGGACCCACGGUACAAUGACGAGGUGGACCGAAUAACAGGCUACGUCACAGAGUCCAUUAUCUGUAUGCCUAUUCGGAACUCGGACAACGACAUUGUGGGCGUGGCCCAGGUCGUUAACAAGACGGGGUCAUGUGAAGGAUUCAGCAAAGACGAUGAAAAGAUGCUGGCUACGUACCUUACCUUUUGUGGAAUUGCAAUACAUAAUGCUCAGAUAUUCGAAGCCUACAGCAAAGAAUAUGAAAGGAAUAAGGCCCUGCUGGAGGUUGUCCAUGACGUGUUCGAGGAACAGACGUCACUUGAAAUAGUCAUCCACAAGAUUAUGCAGAGGGCGCAAACCCUACUGAAGUGUGAGAGGUGCUCCGUCCUUUUACGGGAUGGAACGUCAGAGACUAACUUCAACCGAGUGUUUGAUCUCGGUUACCCGGUGAAAAACGGCCAGUCUUCCAAUUAUAAGAAUGUAUUCUCCACCUGUGACCCCAACAUGCAUCCCGCCAACAGGCCACGUAAUGUACCCUCCAUAAUUUGUACAAGCCCAGAGAACUCUUCAGACAUGAAGUUUGGUAACAAGAUCGCGGAGCACGUGCUGAUAACAGGAGAGACGAUCAACAUUUCAGACGCAGAUCAGGAUUGUCGGUUCGAACAAGAGGUUGACAAAUGUGGAAACAUUGCUAUGCGGUCGAUAUUGUGUAAACCAAUCAGAAACAGAGAGUCGAAAACUAUCGGGGUCGCUCAGGUGAUGAACAAAUCCGACGGUCUCUCCUUUGAUGAACAUGACGACCAACUGUUUGAAGCUUUUACGAUAUUCUGUGGUCUCGGGAUCAACAAUUGUGUUCUGUACGAGGAGAUUGCCAUCCUGUUAUCGAAGCAAGCAGUUACGUUAGAGACGCUGUCGUACCAUUCCGGUGUUUCCGCGACGGACGUGGUGCGGCUCAAGAGUCAGAAAGUACCGGAAACGUCGGAGUGGAAACUCGACAGCCACAAAUUUAACGAUUUCUCGCUCACCAAAGACGAAAUGUUGGUUGCCGCUAUUAGAAUAUUCAAAGAUUUAGGAUUCAUUAGAAAGUUUAAAAUUGAUUAUGAGGUUCUAUGUCGAUGGCUCCUUACAGUGCGAAAGAACUACCGAAAUGUUGCCUACCACAACUGGAGACACGCAUUCAACGUGUGCCAGACUAUGUUCGCCUCCCUCAAGAGAAGUGGUGCCAAGCGCCAUCUAGCGGACAGAGAGACGUUAGCUAUGGUGGUCGGAUGCCUCUGCCAUGAUUUAGAUCAUAGGGGAACCAACAACGCUUUCCAACAAAAGUCGGGGUCAGCCCUGGCUCAGUUGUAUGGAACUAGUGGCACAAUGGAACAUCAUCACUUCAACCACGCGGUCACUAUCCUGAACAGCGAGGGUAAUAAUAUAUUCGCCAAUUUCACGUCCGAAGAGUACAGCGCGAUUAUAACAUUACUGAAAGAAUCUAUAUUAGCGACCGAUCUCUCCCUCCACAUACAGUUAAGAAAUAAGUUCUUUGCUAUGGUCGACUCCGGUCAAAAUACAUGGGAUGACCGGGAGUCGAAGGAAACUCUCCGAAGUAUACUGAUGACGUCAUGUGAUAUAGCAUCCAUCACGAAACCCUGGCAGAUACAGCGAAAGGCUGCAGACCUGGUGAUGUCCGAGUUUUUCGACCAAGGCGACAAGGAGAAGCAACAGCUGAAUAUACAACCACAAGCAUGUAUGGAUCGAGAGCGACAAGAUGAGCUGCCCAAGCUUCAGAUGGGAUGGAUUGAUGGCAUUUGUCUUCCUUUGUAUAAUGCAUUGUCGAAAAUGGAUAUAUACUUCACGCCUUUGAAAGAGGGAGUUUUAGCCAAUAGGGGCUACUGGGAAAAGAUGGACGCGGACAAGCUUGCCAAAGAUAUCGUUCGCGAAACUGGAGUUUAAGAGAAAAUGUGACACAAGAAAGAUGCGUGUGAUUUUUUUAAAAACAUGUUUUCGAGAAAAGUCCAUUUGAUAAUCUUAAAAAAUAUUGGUAUAAUAUCAGAGAGAUUUGUUGUUUCGAAGAUUUAAAGUUAUAGACUACAGAUAGCAUGUAAAAACCAGGACACAAUAUGAGGCAUACUGACGCAGUUACUUCCGUGUUUGUUGACGGCAUACGUUCAUCAGACUCUUAAUUUGAGGACAUUAUAACAUUUGCAUGGUUACAACUUUUCUUUUUUGCAUUGAAAAUGUAUAUAAUACCACAAUUUGCAAAUACUUCUUUGCAUUUCAAGGAGCAAUUUCAGUAGGAAAUAUGAUUCAGCAUCAUCGCACUUCAGUUGAAAUUCCUCAGAAAAAUGGUUACCAUAAUUCUAGCUCAAAAUCGAUAUAACAAGGACAAAAUAUAAACAAAAAGUAUAUAUUUACACGUGUUCCAAAAUAACAAGCGUCUUUUGUGUCAUCGACGAUACAUUGAAACCUAGGUCCACUCCAGGUUAAGUCACAUCUCAAAAAGAGAACUAGGGUGAUGACAAACAAACUACUUGGCAUCGAAUGCGUCUGACUUUAUAUCGCAUUAGGAAAUUGAAUAACUCCAAAUGAGAUUAUAAUGUUGGCCAUAAAACUGUCCCAUAAUUUCUAUCAAGUUUAAUAUCUCGAAACCCUCACAGCAGUCGACAUCUGACACGGAAAUUGUGGUAAGUGGCUCAAGCCCUAAAAUAUGGAAUCAACUCAGACAUAUAAAAACCAUAUUAUUGCAAACUACUUGGGUUUUUUGGUUGUUUUAGUAAAUUUUGAUAUCGAAAAGAAGAUACAUUUACUUACCCAAGGACAUAUCAUAAAACAUUAAACGAGGAAGUUUUCAAAGGGUAUACUUAAAUUGUUGGAGUCAGUUAGCAGCGAACAACUUAAAUUGUCAUUAAAUUUAAAUUUCUACCUAGAGGUAGGUGUGUGUUGUUCAUAACCUACAACAUCAGGGUAUUCUGUCUCCAAAGUUGCGCAGGACAAUUAAUGUUAUCAAACCAUUUGUUCUGGAGAGUCAUAUGUGUUUUGAUGGAAAUGCACAAGUUUGAAGCUCAUACAAGGCAUUCAGCUACUCGAGGCAUUCAUUACUGUCUUGUCUUAUAAUGAUCAUACAAUAAUCAAUUUUACGAAAAAUUUCACAUGCAUAGAAUAACUACAUUUAUCAUUUCAAUCUUAAAGUUUUUGAGUCGCAGGUUUUACUCGUAGACAUUGUUAAUAUCUUAAUACAUACUGUUUUGUUUUAAAAUUUGUAGUCGUUUCAGUGUUAAAUAAAAUUAUGUAGCUUUUCUAGACGCAUUUACAGAUUAAUUUUUAAAAAUAUAUAAUUUCUUUAACAAUUUGGUUAAACAUUCAUCCUCAAUAAUGAUAACCGUUAUUGCCCAAAUGAUAUGUUUUCUAUGUGAAUUAUUUGCAAUAUGAAUAUAUACAAAGCAGAUAAGUUGUGGUUUUAAUAUUAAAAUGCAUGUGUAAAACAAUUAAUCAAUAAAUGCAUUUGAAUAGAGA